CGCCAGAUCUGAUCCACUGAACUCAUCGAAUCUAAUCGUACUCUCAAUGACAAUCAGCGGGUCUCAUAUCCAUUUCUGAGUCAAGACCGAUUAUCCAGGACGAUGUCCGAGGAAAUCCGAAUAUUGGUGUUGAGGUGGGGGAAAGCAGAGAUAAAAGCCCCUCAUUGACGCGACCCAAACCCGAACUCAAGCUUAAAUACCAUCCAUUCGUCACCUCUUAUUCUUCAAGAGCUACACAACUUAAACUUCCAAUCGAACACCACAAACCAACCCAAAAUCCACAGCACACCAAGCAAAAUGCCUUCCCUCAACGGACGCGAAAUCGGCCACACCGGCUACGGAACCAUGAGAAUGACCUGGGUCCCUCAGCCUCCCUCGGACGAGCAAUGCUUCGAAACCCUGAACGCCACUCUCAAGCUCGGUGCCAACUUCUGGAAUGCCGGCGAGCUCUACGGCACACCCGAUUACAACUCGUGCCACCUCCUGAACAAAUACUUCACCAAGUACCCCGAGAACGCCGACAAGGUCGUCCUGAGUAUCAAGGGUGGCUUGAAGCGUGGAGAGCUUACCCCCGAUAGCUCCGAGGCCAACAUCCGCCGCAGUGUGGACGAGUGUCUGCGCGUGCUGGACGGAAAGAAGACGAUCGAUAUCUUCGAAUGCGCUAGACAGGAUCCCAAUGUGCCGGUGGAGCAGCAAGUGACUGUUCUGGCGCAAUAUGUCAAGGAGGGAAAGAUUGGAGGUAUUGGGUUGAGUGAGGUGGAUGCAGAGACUAUUCGCAGAGCACACAAGGUCCACCCGAUCGCAGCGGUAGAGGUUGAAUUGUCCCUCUUUGACACCACAAUCCUCAACAAUGACGUCGCUAAGGUUUGCGCUGAGCUCAACAUCCCCGUUGUGGCUUACUCGCCUUUGGGCCGCGGUGUGUUGGCCGGUGCUUUCACCAGUGUGAACGAGAUCCCUGAGGGCGAUUUCCGCAGAAUGCUACCCAAGUUCCAGGAGGAAGCCAUGAAGGAAAAUAUCAAGCUGGUCAAUGAGGUCAAGGCCCUGGCUACGCGCAAGGGUGUCGCUCCUGUACAGAUCGCCCUGGCUUGGAUUCUCACUCUCAGCGGCAAGCCGGGAAUGCCCACCAUCAUUCCCAUCCCCGGUGGUACGACGGUUGACAAGGUUACUCAGAACCUGGAGGGAGUGCCUCGCCUUAGUGAUGCUGAGAUGGACGAGCUUAAGGGUAUUUUGGAACGGAUCCAGGUGGUCGGAAGUCGCUACUAAGCUACAGUUGUACGGUCUUCACGAGGCGAGUGCUUUGGUAAUUUCUUGAGAUUGAACAUAAUAUCAUGGCUAUAUAUAUAGUAUAGGAGAGAUAAUGAGAUCCUGAAUAAGCCAGAAUUGUCAGCUUGUGUUGACGUGGCAGCAAUGGAAAGCUUCAUGGACACAAUGAAAACAGACGAGGGGUCAGAUCAAGUGUAGAAGAGUCAACAUGCAAUCUCACAAAAAGGAGAUUGUCAGGAUUGCAGAAUUCUUGAUUAAAUCAUCAUGGAAGUUGCGGCAGAUUCAAAACACAAUAAAGUGGUAGGAAAUUGGCGGCAACUUACCCUGCUCAACAGUGUGUGGGCAGAAUCUGUUAGACAGAUCACGAAAACAAGAAACUAUUAGCUAGAAAGUAGCUCAAUUAGCUACUGGGAGAGAAAUUGAGUCACAUUAAAUCUCAAAGCGAAUUCCCAAGUUGCGUUAUUUCCCAAUGUCUUGGACAAG
Aspergillus vadensis CBS 113365 is the source of this 1746-nucleotide messenger RNA. Its product is annotated as aldo/keto reductase family protein. Bases 298 to 1263 code for a protein of 321 amino acids. The record is from RefSeq and is a predicted model, not a curated record. The transcript is spliced from 3 exons. Gene Ontology annotation, cellular component: cytoplasm. NCBI's taxonomy places the organism in Eukaryota, Fungi, Ascomycota, Eurotiomycetes, Eurotiales, Aspergillaceae.